Messenger RNA from Chaetomium fimeti, 777 nucleotides. RefSeq names its product RNA cap guanine-N2 methyltransferase-domain-containing protein. Gene Ontology annotation, molecular function: RNA cap trimethylguanosine synthase activity. Gene Ontology annotation, cellular component: nucleus. Gene Ontology annotation, biological process: 7-methylguanosine cap hypermethylation; 7-methylguanosine RNA capping. NCBI's taxonomy places the organism in Eukaryota, Fungi, Ascomycota, Sordariomycetes, Sordariales, Chaetomiaceae. Bases 1 to 777 code for a protein of 258 amino acids. The record is from RefSeq and is a predicted model, not a curated record. The transcript is spliced from 3 exons.
AUGACUCUCCGACCUGUUGAAGGCACGCUGCCUCUCACCGAGAAAUGUCAACACUACGAUCACAUCAGUGAAGUGCCUUGGGAGCUUCAAAAAUACUGGCACCAGCGCUACUCCAUCUUCAACUUCUACGACUACGACAUCCGCCUCACCGACGAUGCCUGGUUCGGCGUGACCCCCGAGCCCGUGGCCAUCAAAGUCGCCAAGGAUAUGCCCUCCCACAACCACUCGACCCCGCGCAAGGACACCAUCAUCGACCUGUUCGCCGGCGCAGGCGGCAACACCAUCGCCUUCGCCCUGUCCGAGAAGUGGGACCGCGUCAUCGGCAUCGAGAAGGACGCCGACACCCUGGCCUGCGCCCAGCACAAUGCCGCCGUCUACGGCGUGGCCGACGCCAUCACCUGGAUCCACGGCGACUGUCUGGACUAUCUCGCCCGUCUCAAGGAUAGCGUCAAGGGCAAGGGGAAAGGUAAGGGGAAGGGGCUGGACCCGUCGCUGCGGGUCGAUUUUUCGACCACCAUCAUCUUCGCCUCGCCGCCCUGGGGAGGGGUGAGCUACCGCGACCAGGACGUGUUCGACCUCAGCACCAUGGAGCCGUACAACCUCGAGACAUUGCACGGGGCCUGCCGGCCGAUGGAGCACGCGUUGUUCCUACCGCGGACGAGCGACCUGCGGCAGAUCGCCGAGCUGGUGCCGGAGGCCGCCGGCAAGGUGGAGGUGGUGCAGUACUGCAUGGAGGGCGCGAGCAAGGCCAUGGUGGCGUACAUGCCCGCGGAAUGA